UCUGGCCAGGAAGGAGCCGGGCAGAGGAAGCAUUAAGAGAAGUCAUAUAAACACUCCCCCCUGCCUGGCGCGGUCCAGAGCUGGCCAGGGAGACAGGGCGGGACAGUGUGCCCUACGGACCGACGCUGCGCAAUGGGGCUCUCCAUGGACCGCAGCCCGUACGCCCGCGCGGGCGGCGAGGAGCGCGGCUGCUGCUACUACCUGCGCUAUUUCUUCCUCUUCGUGUCGCUCAUCCAGUUUCUCAUCAUCCUGGGCCUGGUCCUCUUCAUGAUCUACGGCAAUGUGCACGCCACCACCGAGUCUAGCCUGCGGGACACGGAGAUCCGUGCGGACAACCUGUACAGCCAGGUGGUGAUGCUAACUUCCGUACGGGCUAACCUCAGCAAACAGCUGAACAUCAGCCUGCUGGUCAGGGAAACGGUCAUGCAGCAGCUGCUGACCACGCGGCGCGAGGUGGAGCGCAUCAACGCCAGCUUCCGACAGUGCCAAGGCGAAGUGAUCACCUACAAAAACUAUAAUCAGUUCAUCGCCGCUAUCAUCCUGAGUGAGAAACAGUGCCAGGAACAGCUGAAGGAGGUCAACAAGACCUGCGAAGCCUUGCUCUUCAAGCUGGGUGAGAAAGUUAAGACACUGGAGAUGGAGGUAGCCAAGGAGAAGGCAGUGUGCUCCAAGGACAAGGAGAGCCUACUGGCAGGAAAGCGGCAGGCGGAAGAGCAGCUGGAGGCCUGUGGCAAAACGCGCGACCGGCAGCAGCAGGAGCAGCAGGUGACCGAGGAGCAGCUGCGCAAGGUGCAGUCCCUGUGCCUCCCACUGGACCAGGAGAAACUCCAGGCGGACAUGCUGAACGUGUGGCGAGACUCGCUGAUCUACCGUAGCCUGGACAACCUGGGCUACCACUACCCGCUGGUGCCGGAGUUCGCGAACCUCCGCCGGACGUGCGAGAGCCUGCCCGGGAUCAUGAGCACCAAGAUCGAAGAGCUGGCGCGCGGGCUGCGCGCGGGCAUUGAGCGCGUGACCCGUGAGAACGGAGAGCUGCGGCGCCAGAAGCUGGAGCUGGAGCGCGCGGCCCAGGGCGCGCAGGAGGCGCGGACGCGCGCCGGGACCGAGGCGCAGGCGCGCGAGACCCAGCUGCGGGCGGAGUGCGCGCGCCAGACGCAGCUGGCUCUGGAGGAGAAGGCGGCGCUGCGCGCGCAGCGGGACAGCCUGGGGCGCGAGCUGGAGGCGCGGAAGCGCGAACUGGAGCUACUGCGCACCGAGGUGGACGUGCGCAUCAGCGCGCUGGACACCUGCGUCAAGGCCAAGUCGCUGCCAGCCGUCCCGCCGAGAGUCCCAGGCCCGCCCCCCAACCCUCCACCUAUUGAUCCCGCUAGCCUGGAGGAAUUCAAGAAAAAGAUCCUGGAUUCCCAGAGGCCCCCUGUAGUCAACCCGGCUGUCCCACCCAGUGGCUGAGGACCCAGCAGCUGCUGCAGCGCCGGGCACCAGAAUCGCCCACCUGUGGACAGGAGCAGCCAGAUGCCCGCAGUGCUGGACCCACUGUGCCCGCCAGCAUCCUCCACCGUCACCCCUCCGCUGGCACCGCUUCACCGUCCCCUGCACCCCACCUUCCCCCGGACACUGGAUUUAAGGCACACACAGCUGUGAGGUGACAUCACAUCAGUGACCCGGAUGGCACCCCACCUGCACCCACAGCUCAGCUGCCACCCUCCGCACCUCCUCCGGCUUCCUCUCACUCUGUUCCUGACCCAGGAGGUGAGAACAGGAAGCCCAGCCUUCCUUAGCUCCCUUGAGAGUUUCCAGCCUCCCUCUUAAAGGCCCCUGGGGUUUCCAGAUCCUCCUUGAGAGUUUCCAGGCCUCCCCUGAAGGGUUCUAGCCCCACUCCCCCAGGAUGUUCAUUAGGUUGUCAAGCCUUUUCCAGAGUCUGCACGUUCCCUCCUCACACGGAAGGCCUCCACCGCAGAUGAGAGUCCCGUGUGGACCUCAGAGCCCUGGAGGGACGGGUCCCUCCCUCAGUCCUGCUUGCAGCCCUUAAAGAUAUUAUUGGCACAUAAUAAAUAUCAUAAAGUCCUUUGAA
Messenger RNA from Apodemus sylvaticus (European woodmouse), 2071 nucleotides. It is a transcript of the gene Plvap, whose product is annotated as plasmalemma vesicle associated protein. Lineage: Eukaryota; Metazoa; Chordata; Mammalia; Rodentia; Muridae. Gene Ontology annotation, biological process: regulation of vascular permeability; positive regulation of cellular extravasation. The transcript is spliced from 6 exons. The record is from RefSeq and is a predicted model, not a curated record. Gene Ontology annotation, cellular component: caveola. Bases 133 to 1449 code for a protein of 438 amino acids.